CUUAUUUUGGCUGCUUGGCUCAUCUCGCAGAACAUCUUCAGUUAAACUCGGCCAACGAAGCGGACAAGAACGAAGCUCUACAGUUCUCAGCACUACAGAAAUUUUAUUUAUACCUAUUUAAAGACAUAAAACCGCAAUGAAAAUGAUUUGCCAAAUAUUGUGUAUAGCGGCGAUGUCAGCUUUGGUUUCAACAGCGGCUUUGGAGAAAGGUGAACGAGAGGAGGCGCUCCAUUUUGGGUUCCAGACAGAAAAUGGUCACCGGAGAAAUGAGGCUAUAACAUACACAGUAAAACCGAAAACGGAUAAAGAGCCCAACGAAGUGACAACACAAAAGCCUGUGGAAUUUAAGGGUGGCUAUAGCUUUAUAUCGGCCGAUGGCUAUGAGUACCAGGUCCUCUAUAAGGCCAACAAGAACGGAUUCCAGCCCUAUGUGACCGCCCACAAAAUCAAACCGGAUAAAAGUUAGUCAAACAGUUUUCUUUGUAUUGUGAUAGAUAAUUAAAGAACCGCAUAAUGUAUCA
Molecule: messenger RNA, 521 nt
Organism: Drosophila gunungcola (fruit fly)
Lineage: Eukaryota; Metazoa; Arthropoda; Insecta; Diptera; Drosophilidae
Gene: Cpr65Ay
Product: endocuticle structural protein SgAbd-6
Exons: 3
Coding region: 137-466 (109 amino acids)
Source: RefSeq, a predicted model, not a curated record